Molecule: messenger RNA, 3255 nt
Organism: Paramecium tetraurelia
Lineage: Eukaryota; Ciliophora; Oligohymenophorea; Peniculida; Parameciidae
Exons: 2
Molecular function (GO): protein binding
Source: RefSeq, a predicted model, not a curated record
AUGUAUAAAAUUAAAAAUCAUGAUUUCAAUAACAAAAAUUACUACUCAGACGUUAAUAUUAAAAAAAAACAUGAUCUAAUUGAAAAAAUAUUGUGUGACUAAAAUAUAAUUGCAUUCUUAAAAUAUUUAGUACAUCUAACUUCUAUAGAUAUUAGAUUCAUUCAAAGUGGAUCAAAUUCUCUUCAUUUAUUAGUUGAAAUGAAGGUUGAUUUGAAGAGAUAAUGUUUUGAAAACAUUAAAAUUAACAAUACUUCAUUGUGUGGUGCGAAUUUUUUCAGAUGUGACUUGAGUGGGUCUGAAUUUGAUAAUGUCAUUAUUCUAGGAAUAAACUUGAAUGGAGCAUUGUUGCUCAAUUGUAAAUGGAAGAAUAUAAGAAUAGAUGAACUAAAUAAAUUGGAUGAUCCAUUAAGGAUUCAUUCUAUCUGUUUCUCUCCUGAUGGUACAACAUUAGCAUUUAGUGAUUUAGAAUAUGUUUAUAUUUGGGAUAUAAAGAAAGGAGAAAAAAAAGUCAAAUUAUAUGGUUAUUUGGUUAAAUCUAUUUGUUUCUCUCCUGAUGGGAUUACGUUAGCUUCUUGUAGUCGUGGUUCUAUCUGUAUAUGGGAUGUUUAGACAGGAUAUUAAAAAACCAAAUUAGAUGGUCAUAUGAAUUCUGUCAAGUCGGUUUGUUUCUCUCCUGAUGGUAUUACAUUAGUAUCUGGUGGUAAGGACUGUUCGAUUCGUAUUUGGGAUUUUAAGGCAGGAAAAUAAAAAGCCAAAUUAAAGGGUCAUACUAAUUCUGUCAAAUCAGUCUGUUUAUCUUAUGAUGGUACUAUAUUAGCAUCUGGAAGCAAGGACAAGUCUAUCCAUAUAUGGGAUGUUAGAACAGGAUAUAAAAAAUUCAAAUUAGAUGGUCAUGCUGAUUCUGUAGAGUCAGUCAGUUUCUCUCGCGAUGGUAUUACACUAGCAUCUGGCAGCAAGGAUUGUUCCAUUCGGAUAUGGGAUGUUAAAACAGGAUAUUAAAAAGCUAAAUUAGAUGGUCAUACCAAUUCUGUCUAGUCAGUCAGGUUCUCUCCUAAUAAUACGUUAGCAUCUGGUAGCAAGGAUAAGUCAAUCCGUAUAUGGGAUGUUAAGGCAGGAUUAUAAAAAGCCAAAUUAGAUGGUCAUACUAAUUCUAUCAAAUCAAUCAGCUUCUCUCCUGAUGGUACAACAUUAGUAUCAGGUAGCAGGGAUAAGUGUAUUCGUAUAUGGGAUGUCAUGAUGACAUAAUAUACAACCAAAUAAGAGGGUCAUAGUGAUGCUGUUUAAUCUAUCUGCUUCUCUCAUGAUGGUAUUACAUUAGCUUCUGGUAGCAAGGACAAGUCUAUCUGUAUAUGGGAUGUUAAUUCAGGAUCUUUAAAAAAAAAAUUAAACGGUCAUACGAAUUCUGUCAAGUCUGUUUGUUUCUCUCCUGAUGGUAUUACAUUAGCAUCUGGUAGUAAGGACUGUUCGAUUCGUAUUUGGGAUGUUAAGGCAGGAAAUUAAAUAGCCAAAUUAGAGGGUCAUACUAAUUCUGUCAAAUCAGUCUGUUUAUCUUAUGAUGGUACUAUAUUAGCAUCUGGGAGCAAGGACAAGUCAAUCCAUAUAUGGGAUGUUAAGACCGGAAAUAGAAAAUUCAAAUUAGAUGGUCAUGCUAAUUCGGUCAAGUCAGUUUGUUUCUCUAUUGAUGGCAUUACAUUAGCAUCUGGUAGUGGAGAUAAGUCUAUCCGUUUAUGGGAUUUUAAGAUGGGAUAUUUAAAAGCAAAAUUAGAAGAUCAUGCUAGUUCCAUAUAGUCUGUCUGUUUCUCUCCUGAUGGUACUAAAUUAGCAUCCGUUAGCAAGGAUCAUUCUAUAGGUAUGUGGGAAGCUAAACGAGGAUAAAAAAUUUUCUUACGAAGUUACAGUGGUUUCAAAUUCAUCUCCUUCUCUCCUAACGGAAGAAUUUUAGCAACUGGUAGUUCAGAUAACUCUAUACAUUUAUUGAAUACUAAGACACUUGAAAAAGUCGCAAAAUUAGAUGGUCAUACUAAUUCUGUAAAAUCAGUCUGUUUUUCUCCUGAUAGUACUACGUUGGCAUCUGGUAGUUUAGAUGGCUCUAUUCGUUUUUACGAGGUUAAGAAUGAAUUUUAAUCAGUCAAAUUAGAUGGUCAUAGCGAUAAUGUUAAUACUAUCUGCUUCUCACCUGAUGGUACUCUGUUAGCCUCGGGUAGUGAUGAUCGAUCUAUAUGCUUAUGGGAUGUUAAUACAGGAGAUUAAAAAGUCAAAUUUAAGAACCAUACUAAUGAUGUAUGUACAGUCUGUUUCUCCCCUAAUGGACAUACAAUAGCCUCCGGUAGUGAUGAUAAGUCUAUCCGAUUAUAUGAUAUUUAGACAGAAUAAUAAACAGCCAAAUUAGAUGGUCAUACUAAAGCUAUUUGUUCAGUUUGUUUCUCUAAUUCUGGUUGUACAUUAGCAUCUGGGAGUUAUGAUAAAUCUAUUCGUUUAUGGGAUGUUAAGAGGGGAUAAUAGAAAAUCAAAUUAGAGGGUCAUAGUGGUGCAGUUAUGUCAGUCAACUUCUCUCCUGAUGAUACUACAUUAGCAUCUGGUAGUGCAGAUUGGUCUAUCCUUUUAUGGGAUGUUAAGACAGGAUAAUAAAAAGCCAAAUUAAAAGGUCAUUCUAAUUAUGUUAUGUCAGUCUGCUUCUCUCCUGAUGGUACCGAAUUAGCAUCUGGUAGUCAUGAUAAGUCUAUCUGCUUGUGGGAUGUUAGGACAGGAUAAUUAAAAGAUCGCUUAGGUGGUCAUAUUAAUUAUGUUAUGUCAGUCUGUUACUUUCCUGAUGGUACUAAAUUAGCGUCGGGUAGCGCGGAUAACUCUAUAAGAUUGUGGGAUGUUAGGACAGGAUGUUAAAAAGUAAAAUUUAAUGGCCAUACUAAUGGAAUUCUCUCAGUCUGUUUCUCACUUGAUGGUACGACAUUGGCAUCUGGUAGUAAUGAUCACUCUAUUCGCUUGUGGAAUAUCCAAACUGGAUAAAAUAUUCAGAAUAAUCUUUAGAAAGAUUAGCAAGCAGAAUUUAACAUUUAAUCAUACUAUAAUUUUUGUUUACAAAAUUCUUAAAUUUCAAAAUUAGUUCUAUCUCCAAAUCCUCAAUUGGAAGCUAAAGGUGCUGUAAUCUUAAAAGGAGAAUUUGUUAAUUCUUAAGGUUAUGAUUUAAGAUCUUUAUUUUAAUCUAAAGGUUGCUUUAUUUUUGAAAAUCAAUCGGAAGUUUUUUCAUGGACAAAUUGA